GUUUUGAUUUUCUAUAAAGAAUUUACCAUAAAAAUUAUCUAAUUGGAAUACGGUGACAUCUAGUUUGAUUGAAUAUUCGUUGAGUGAACGUGAGCACUGAAGAGCGGCCGGCGAAACUAACCUCUUCUUUAACCAAAGUUCAAUUUCAGUGAAUGUAACAAUGUCAACAUUAAUAUUAAAAUCUAUUGCAUCAUUAAAUAGAAGUAGUGUUUUUACAAAGUUUAGAUAUAUAGCAUUACGUCAACAAUCUACUUUGCCUAAGAAACCUACAAAAGUAAAAAAGGAAUCACCAAUUACAUGGAAAAACUUGGCAAUCUCUAGCGUUCUCGGUACUGGACUCUUGUUGUACAUGUGGUAUCUCAGAGAGGAAAAAGAUAAAGCUAUCGCGCGAGAGAGAAGACGGCAGUUGGGCAAAGCUAAAAUUGGUGGCAAAUUCGAGUUAGUAAAUACAGAGGGAAAGAUAGUGAAGUCUGACGAUUUCUUGGGACAAUGGCUGUUGUUAUAUUUUGGAUUUACACAUUGUCCAGAUGUCUGCCCUGAUGAAAUAGAAAAGAUGACAAAUGUGGUAAACACUCUUGAAAAAGAACACAAUUUAAAGAUACAACCAAUUUUCAUAUCAGUGGACCCAGAUAGAGAUACGCCAACUGUUGUUGGCAAGUAUCUUAAGGAAUUCUCUGAUAAAAUCAUUGGUCUAACGGGCAAUACAGAACAAAUUGGAAAAGCGUGUAAGGCGUAUAGAGUUUACUACAGUAAUGGUCCUAAAGACCAAGAUAAUGAUUACAUUGUGGAUCAUACUAUCAUUAUAUAUUUGAUAGACCCAGAGGGUUUGUUCGUGGAUUAUUAUGGACAAACACAUGAUGUAAGUAAGAUCGUGACUAGCAUCCUGGUAAAUAAGUUGAAAUAUGAUCAAUUAAAAAAUGAGUCUUCUUCCUGGUUGCCAUCAAUGCCAACGAGUAUCAAGGGAGUGUUAUAAGUGUUGCAACAUUCCUGUAUAUAGAUAAUUUUUUAAGUUGGUAUUGUGCUAUAGAAAACUUGGGUAUGUAGUAUGUUAAUACACAUAUAAACAUUACGCGAGUGCGAAAAAUAUAUAUAAAUAUAUAUAAAAUAUUUAUUUUUCAAUGCAUUAAAGAGUAUAAAGAAAAGAUUGAAUAAUAAAGAUUUAUUUUGUUUUUUACAUCACAAUUUAUACAUUAAUUCGUAUAAUAAUAAGUUUUACAUCAAACAUUUGUAUAGCGAACUUAAUAUAAAUAUAUACACAUUUACAUACAUGCGCGUAGUGAGAGAGCUUACGAGGUAAGAUGUUUAAUCGAACGUUUAUUUUCGAAAUGAAAUAUUCUUAUCUUAAAAUUGAUAACACUUUCCACGAUAGGCAACGCUAUCAGUGCAUUCCUUAAUAAAAAAUUUGCAAACAUUUA
This is a messenger RNA of Pogonomyrmex barbatus (red harvester ant), 1415 nucleotides long. It is a transcript of the gene Scox, whose product is annotated as Synthesis of cytochrome c oxidase. Gene Ontology annotation, cellular component: mitochondrial inner membrane. Lineage: Eukaryota; Metazoa; Arthropoda; Insecta; Hymenoptera; Formicidae. Gene Ontology annotation, molecular function: copper ion binding; copper chaperone activity. Gene Ontology annotation, biological process: mitochondrial respiratory chain complex IV assembly; intracellular copper ion homeostasis. The record is from RefSeq and is a predicted model, not a curated record.